Molecule: messenger RNA, 1326 nt
Organism: Prorocentrum cordatum
Lineage: Eukaryota; Dinophyceae; Prorocentrales; Prorocentraceae
Source: the annotation of a GenBank genome assembly
AUGCAGCUGCGCUGCCUGCUGGCGGCCCUGCUGGCGGCGGGGCUGCCCGGGCAGUGCCAGGCAUGGCGCCUGCGCCGUGCCCGCCAGCGCUCCCACAUGGCGCGGCGCCAUGAGGCGCUGCUGUUCGCGCGGCAGUCGGCGCGCUCGGCGAGGUUCCGCUCGGUGCAGGCCCUGCGGGUGAUCCACAAGACCGCGUACUGGGGCACCAUGACCCUGGGCACCCCGCCGCAGCCCUUCAAGGUCAUCUUCGACACCGGCAGCGGCAAUCUGAUCGUGCCCAGCUCGGACUGCACCUCCGCGGGCUGCGCGCCGCACAGGAAGUUCCGGCGGAACGCCUCCAGCACAGCGCAGGCGGUGAACAACGAGCGGGGGGAGAGCUCCUCGGAGAUCACCUUUGGCACCGGUCAGAUCGCCGGCGGCUUCUUCAGGGACAGGCUCUGCGUGGGCGAGUCCCUCUGCAUCGGCGCGAGCUUCAUAGCGGCCGACCGCGAGACGACGGAGCCGUUCGCGGAGAUUCCCUUCGACGGCAUCAUGGGCCUGGGCUUCAAGGAUCUGUCCAUGGGGGACGGCUUCAACAUGGUGGACGACCUGGUGGGCAAGGGUGCCUUGCCCGGUGCCCAGUUCUCCUUCUACCUCACGGACACGGGCGACAGCGAGGUGACGUUCGGCGGCUACAGGCCUGAGUACCUGGCAUCGAGCAUCGUGUGGGCGCAGGUGAAGAGAGAGUCCUACUGGCAGGUGGGCAUCGACGACAUCACCUUCAACAGCAGGCCCACGGGUCUCUGCGGGGGCGGCUGCCAGGUGGCGGUGGACACGGGCACCUCCAUGCUGGCGGGGCCGUCGAGCCUGGUGGACAAGCUCUCGGACCAGAUCAACGCCAAGCCCGACUGCUCCAACUUCUCGAAGAACCUCGCGGUCGCGAAGCAGUCGGACGACUCCCACAUGGACCACGACUUCAUCACGGACGUCGGGGCCGCGGGCGGGGACCCGGGAGUGCCGCCCGACCAGGGCGAGGUGGAGAGCGCGGUGAGCCUCCCGCUGGACUCCGGCAUGAUGGGCGACGCCGGCGACGCCGGCCAGCCGAGCGACGACCAGCCCGGCGGGGCCGCGCCGACGGGCCAGGCCACCCAGGAGGCGGCGGCGCAGGCCGCCGACACGGCGCCGCCCGCGGCGCAGGCGGACGGCGCCGACGCCGCCGCGGCGCCGCCGCAGGCCGCGCCGCAGGCGGCGCCGCAGGCUGCGGCGCCGCCGCCGCAGGGUGCUGGCGCGGGCGGCGGAUUGCAGGCGCCCCCUCGUGCGAGGUUUUUUGCACCUGCUGCUGUGUGA